Messenger RNA from Varanus komodoensis (Komodo dragon), 4178 nucleotides. RefSeq names its product Wnt family member 9A (gene WNT9A). The record is from RefSeq and is a predicted model, not a curated record. Gene Ontology annotation, biological process: neuron differentiation; cell fate commitment; canonical Wnt signaling pathway. Bases 95 to 1045 code for a protein of 316 amino acids. Gene Ontology annotation, molecular function: cytokine activity; frizzled binding. Lineage: Eukaryota; Metazoa; Chordata; Lepidosauria; Squamata; Varanidae. Gene Ontology annotation, cellular component: extracellular region. The transcript is spliced from 3 exons.
CGGCUCACCUGAGCGCCUCAGGUGACUGACACAGCUCUCCCUCCUCAGGUUGACCGGGAAUGAGCCCUUGACCAUCCUUCCUUUGACUUCAGAGAUGGAGGAAGCCGCCGUCAAAGCCCAUUAUAAAGUGUGCGACCGCCUGAAGUUGGAGAAGAAGCAGCGGAGGAUGUGCCGGAGAGAUCCCGGGGUGGCCGAGACCCUGGUGGAGGCCAUCAGCAUGAGCGCCCUGGAGUGCCAGUACCAGUUCCGCUUUGAGAGGUGGAACUGCACCAUUGAGGGGCGCUACAGAGCCAGUCUGCUGAAGAGAGGUUUUAAGGAAACGGCGUUCCUCUACGCCAUCUCUUCGGCAGGGCUCACCCACGCCAUGGCGAAGGCCUGCAGCGCCGGGCGCAUGGAGCGCUGCACGUGCGACGAAGCCCCCGACCUGGAGAACCGGGAGGCCUGGCAGUGGGGCGGCUGCGGAGACAACCUGAAGUACAGCAACAAGUUUGUCAAGGAGUUCCUGGGGAAGAAGUCCAACAAGGACCUGAGGGCCCGGGUGGACUUCCACAACAACCUGGUGGGCAUGAAGGUCAUCAAGGCCGGCGUGGAAACCACGUGCAAAUGCCACGGCGUGUCAGGCUCCUGCACGGUCCGGACCUGCUGGCGCCAGCUCUCCCCGUUCCACGAGAUCGGCAAGCAGCUGAAGCAGAAAUACGAGACGGCGCUCAAGGUGGGCAGCACCACCAACGAGGCCACCGGCGAGGGGGACAUCUCCCCGCCGAAGAAAUCCGCCCCGGGCCACGGGGACCAGAUCCCACGGACUACGGACCUGGUGUACAUCGACGACUCCCCGAGCUUCUGCCUGAUCAGUCGGUACUCGCCCGGCACGUCGGGCCGGAAGUGCUACAAAGACAAGAACUGCGAGAGCAUCUGCUGCGGCCGGGGGCACAACACGCAGAGCCGCGUGGUGACCCGCCCCUGCCAGUGCCAGGUCCGGUGGUGCUGUUACGUGGAGUGCAAGCAGUGCACCCAGCGGGAGGAGGUCUAUACGUGCAAGGACUGAGGAAGGCGCGCAUCCUGGCGUUCGCAGUGGAUCGCCCCGACCGGUGGGGGGGCCGCCCUCCAGCGAGCCCCCGAGGGGGCCGCACGGGGGUCGUGGGGACUGACUGAAACUAUGCUGAGACGAAUCGAGCACUUUGCGGGGUCCUGGCGGCCCAGCUGUAUUCCUUCUCUUUCUCGACUGUUCCCUGCUCUUCAGACGCCUCUGGGGCUCCGGCGCAGGAAUCGGAAGCACCUGCUGUGCAAAGUGGGGGCUGAUUUAGGGGUGCCGGGGUCCCUGCCAAAGCAACCAUAGGCCAUUCCGCCUUGAUCGAAUGGAGCGGCUCGCCCUUCUCUCGUGACCACGAAGUCUGAGCUUGAAUCGGAGGUCUCCUUGCGAAUCGGACCUCUUGGUGUGUCGUUGACGUGCUCCCGCUGAGCUCCGUGGGCAUCCCGACCGCACUGGGAGCUGCAGUGAGGAACUUGCGCUGUCCUGGAAUAGCUUCAUGCCAAGGGAUGGUCAAGGAAAGGCUUGGGGAUGGUGGAUUCCUAGUUCGACUCCUCUGCGUCAGGAUAAUUGGAAUGGAGAAGUCACGUCCCGUGAUGCUGAUAGGUCAACCCGGCGUGCAAGAUUUCCUUCAGCCACCUGCACUUCAUAACAGACUGUGUGUGAAGUUCAGCCUGCCAAAUUUUCCUAUUGCUCCAUCUGCUUUUCCCUUUUCACUUGCUGCCUUGACUUUUAAUGAUGAAAACCACUAGAGGCCUUCUUCAAACUUCCCGUAAGCACCACCACCGAUGGUUUCUCCUGCUUGGAAGCGCCAAAGUCCCCCCUGGAGGUUGCUUUCGGAGCAGCUUCUGGCUGUGGUUGCCUUAUCGACAAUUGUCUUCUGGAAAUGGAGAAAACCUGUUGCCUUAUGGAUGGUUCCCUUGGCGUUGACCAUUCUUGAACUGCAAGCCUCUGUGCACUGGAUCGUACCUCCCAAGAUUCGACAUCUAUUGGAAUGUCAUUCCACUGACUCGUGGCAGUGGUAUGGACUGGCACACAUCUCUGCACAGAUCGUUUAACGUCUAUUUAAAAGAAAGAAAGCAAGCAAGAAAGCAAAACAAAACCACUGUGGGCCUGGCAUUGGAACUUCAACACCCAUGAAACGAUCGAAUUCCAAGUGAACGGUUUGCAAAAGUUCCAGAGGGAGGGAGAGAACUGGAAGAGAAAACGACAGCAGUGACCAAAAGCACUCGCGGCGUGGCUACUGGACAUCGUUCUGUUAUUUUGAACUGGGAUGUUACAAAUGUGUGACUUGGCAUAGCAACUCUGCUUCAACAAUACUACUUGGAUCGGAAGCUGCUGGCAAAGGGCCCGUGUCGUCGGGGAUGGAGGCCGGGGUGGGCCCUUCUGAUUUGCAUGUAGUAGCAACGUCUCGAGUUUAACCUGUUGACCUGGUUUGCGAGGGGAGCCGCAGGAAGGAACCUUCCGCGCGGGUCCCAUUUGUCUGCCCGGGACUGUCCAGCCUUCUGAGCUUGCUUGACCUGAGCACCUUGCAAGGCCAGCUCAGCCACUCCUCCUAAGCUGCUGGGAGGAGGGUCCCAAGAAGGUCCUCGGGAGCGACCGACCAGAUGAGAGCCGGGUGUGUCGGCUGACUGUUGGAGGGUGGAACAAGAAGGACCGCCUUCGUUGUGCUGGGCCAGGGUCCUGCUGUUGUACAUCUCUUUGAGGCAACCGGUGAUGAAGUCUGGGGCCGCUCAUUUCCACCCUGCUCUGCCCUGCGGGCUCAGCAGAAACUCUUCGCUGCGGGUUCUCCUUGCCUUCCAGGCUGGUCAGUCCUGCAGCUACGUGCAAAUAACUGAAAGGCAAAGCCAAACCAGAGAUGGAAUAGAAACCUAUUAUUCAGUGUGGAGAUAUAUCUAUCUAUAUAUAUGCCUAAAUAUAAAUAUUGAUCAUCUAUUUAUUAAGCCUUUCAGAAGGACCUUCUUAUGGUUUUGAUGUGGUAUUAUGUUUAGUCCUCUCUUGACAUGCACACUCUUGUCCCUGUUUUUGCACGCACAUGUGUCUUUUGUCCCCGAGGGGUUUCUUCAAGUUUUCCAACAAUUUUGGGCGUGAAGAUGGAGCAAGAGGCAUGCCUCAUUCUGUUGGGGUGGGUGUGUUUGCUGUGUGAGGAAGGAUCAGCCCCAUUUGGCUUAGUCCUGUCUUGACCGAAGCGUGGGUCCCGGAAGGUCCCAUAAUAUCCGUCUCCACUUCGUGUAGAACCUCACCUCUUGUCAUGUGCCGGGCCAGCUCGAGUUAACGCACACCUUUGGGCAACAGGUGUUUCUAAUUUUGUCACCCCGCAUCUCGUUCUUGGGUUUUGCGGGGAGAAGACACCAGUCCGCACUUGCUGCUUGGAAAUACCUUUUUGCUGCCCUUCGUUUGUACAAAGCAAGGAAGGGUUGAUAACCAGAGGCUGGGAGAACGGCAGAGGAACAGGCCGCCUGCAUGGGGAUGAUGCCCUCAAAGAUUUGGGUGGAGGGGGUUCUCUGUCCCACUUCCCAGAGGGUACUGACUUGGUUUUGGGUUUCUGCUUCCAGCACCAACGAUGUCACUCAGCUGCCCCUAAUCUUGUGGUGGGGUCUUCCUCCUCCUGUCCCCCAGUAAUCCUGGGUGGGCUUCCUACCAGAAACUCAAGUUGAAGUCCUCCAAAGUCUGCAGAACUUGCAGGCUUUUAAAAAUCCAAAUCUGUUAUAGUACCUUUGGCACUUCUGGGAAGAUGGGUCCAUGGUGUGUGCAGUCCUCAUGCGCACGCGCUUUUAUUUAUACCUCCCGUGCAAUGGGGCGUGGGGGCCGCAAAGGAGCAGACCCCUUGCGGCCGACUCGCGUGCCUCCUCGCUCCGAAACUGGUCCCGCUGAAUUCCAGAGGACCGUCUCCUGGGUGCGCCUGCACAGGAGGGUGGUCUCGGGGGUGACGAGGCGAAGGGGUGAACAAACUACUGAGUGGGAAAAAGCUCUUUGUAAAAUAAUUCACACACUGAAGCCGAGGUGUUUCUGUAAGUAUUUAAAAAUGUAUUUAUGUUAAUGCAAAUAUUAUUAUUGCUUUCUUGUUAUAUAUUGUAAAUAGUAAGGUUUAUUCUCCUGUGGUUUAAAAAUUUAUAUGAAUAUAUAAAUAUAUAAAUAUAUAUGAAUAGUA